AUGCACGUGUACUUCAGUGUCCCAACGAAUAACAAUGACAAGAAAAGCAAACGAAGCAGUUGGAGAUGGGAGAGUAUUUCACAGAGUAAUUUCGGAAGCGGAUUGGGAAUCUCUCUCUGUGUCUCUGUCUGUCUGUCAGUCUCUCUCUCUCUUUCUCUCUCUCUCUCUCUCAUAUCUCACUUCAAGAUGUGGAAUGCCAUCACUCACUAUAGAUCGCUUUCCCUCAUAACUUCUCCCCCUAUCUUUGUGGAACAUGCCCCACCUCCUAUUUGCUUAAACUUUCUCAUGGUUUGUCACUACUCCAUUGCUUUCAAUGUGCCUCGUAAAUUUUAUAUUCACCUAGCCUUCUUUCCGCCUAAUUCUCUCUUCUCUGUCUCUCUCUCUCCCCCCUCUCUCUGUCUCUGUCUCUGUCUCUCUCUCUCUCUCUCUCUCUCUCUAAGUAUCUUUUCGUUCUUUCUUUUUCUCGUGCCGUCUUCUACUCUAUCUCCCUGUUUGUGCUUCUCCUUAAUUUGUCUGUACGCCCGUUUGUAUGUCUGUUCCUCUCUUGCUUAA
Molecule: messenger RNA, 552 nt
Organism: Acanthosepion pharaonis
Lineage: Eukaryota; Metazoa; Mollusca; Cephalopoda; Sepiida; Sepiidae
Source: the annotation of a GenBank genome assembly